GCAGAGUGUGGCGAUGGAGACAGCAGCAAUGGGAGGCCGUACAGGGACCCAUGAGAGACUCUGGACCUGGCAGCAGCAUGAGGAGUCGGUACGGGGGCCCAUGGCAGAUUACGGGCCUGGCAGCAGCAAUGGGAGGCCCGUAAUCUGCCAGCACCCUAUGACAAAAUGGAACCCACCAGCAGUGUGAGGAGACCUGAAAGUGGCACAUGGCAGAGUGUGGCGAUGGAGACAGCAGCAAUGGGAGGCCGUACAGGGACCCAUGAGAGACUCUGGACCUGGCAGCAGCAUGA
Messenger RNA from Staurois parvus, 290 nucleotides. NCBI's taxonomy places the organism in Eukaryota, Metazoa, Chordata, Amphibia, Anura, Ranidae. The record is from the annotation of a GenBank genome assembly.